This is a messenger RNA of Zingiber officinale, 2231 nucleotides long. RefSeq names its product actin-related protein 9-like. NCBI's taxonomy places the organism in Eukaryota, Viridiplantae, Streptophyta, Magnoliopsida, Zingiberales, Zingiberaceae. Bases 86 to 1882 code for a protein of 598 amino acids. Gene Ontology annotation, cellular component: Ino80 complex. Gene Ontology annotation, biological process: regulation of DNA-templated transcription; double-strand break repair. The record is from RefSeq and is a predicted model, not a curated record. The transcript is spliced from 21 exons.
AGCCGGUUUACACGGUGUAGUCCCUCGACACAAGCGGCGUCCUGUUACCUCGCUCGUCGCCCUCGUCCUCCUCCCUCUGUCCCUCAUGGAUUAUUUCAAAUCCGUCGUGCCUUCCCAGCUAAUCAACGAGCGCGGUUCCAAUCUCGUCGUUAUCAAUCCAGGAUCUGCAAAUGUUAGAAUAGGAUGUGCUAACCAUCAUGUACCAUUCAACAUUCCCAACUGCAUAGCACGGCAUGUGAAGAACGGGUCUAAUGAUGGACUGAAGGGAACUGUGCAGGAUCAGAUGCUUAACAAGCAAGCUACUCCAGUCCAAGAACUGGAUCGAGAGAGAGCUUAUGACAGUAUUGCAUCACUGCUUAAGAUUCCGUACCUAGAUGAAGUGGCAAGUAACUCUGUUCCUCGUAAGAUGGGAACAGUUGAAGGAUAUGCUUCUCAUCAGAACAGAAGUGAUACUUCUUUUACCUGGACAACUGUAGUGGAGAAAAAACCAAAAUCAUCUUUUGAAGUAGACACUUCCCAAGCCAUACUUUCUGAAAGAGAAAUGGAAAAGGGUGCUGAGUCUAAACCAAAGGAUUCUGAUUCUGUUUUGGAUGGGGAAGAGUUUAUCUUCAAGGAGUUUAUCUGUGGAGAAGAAGCUUUAAAAAUAUCUCCUGUCGAGCCAUAUUCUUUGAGUCAUCCUAUAAGGCGCGGGCAUCUGAAUAUUUCACAUCAUUAUCCUCUACAACAGGUCGUGCAAGAUUUACAUGAUAUAUGGGAUUGGAUAUUAACUGAAAAGCUCCAUCUUCCUCCUCGAGAUAGAAACUUAUAUGCUGCCAUUCUUGUUUUGCCAGAAUCAUUUGACAACCGUGAAAUCAAAGAGAUGUUGUCUAUUGUUUUGGGUGAACUGAAUUUUAGCAUGGCGGUUGUACAUCAGGAAGGUCUUGCUGCUGCCUUUGGGAAUGGAUUAUCAACGGCAUGUAUUGUUAACAUUGGUGCCCAAGUGACAUCAGUAAUCUGUAUUGAGGAUGGUGUAGCUUUGCCAACUACAGUCAUGUCUUUGCCUUAUGGCGGAGAGGACAUCUCAAGGUGCCUCUUAUGGGUACAACAUUACUAUCAGACUUGGCCACCUAUUCAAACCAAUCCGUUGACAAAGCCAAUUGACAUGUUAAUGCUUAACAAAAUCAAGGAGUCUUACUGUCAGAUUAGAGAAGGAGAGUUUGAUGCUGUGGCCAUAGUUCAUUCCUUCGAUGAAACUAGACCUGUUGGUUCACACAAGACACGACUAUCGGCCCUCAAUGUUCCUCCUAUGGGUCUUUUCUAUCCCACACUUCUUGUUACAGAAGAGUAUCCACAACCUCCUCGCCCAUGGUUCAAUGACUAUGAGGACAUGCUGGAAGAUACAUGGCAUAUGGAGUUAUCUAGGAGACCUGACAUGGCUGAUAAUCUGUAUCUGGGUGCUAAUAAUGGUCUGAACAUGUGGGAUAGUUACCCUGUAAUUCCAUCCAGACCUAAAAAGGAUGAUAAUCUUGGACUCGCUGAAGCAAUUACUAGCAGUAUACUUUCAACUGGGCGGCUUGACCUCAAAAGAAAGCUGUUUUGUAGCAUACAACUGAUAGGAGGGGUAUCUUUGACAUCGGGCCUUGUUGUAGCUGUUGAAGAGAGGGUGUUGCAAGCCAUUCCGUCAAAUGAAGCAAUUGAUACUGUAGAGGUACUCCAAUCCAGAACAAACCCUAUAUUUGUAUCAUGGAAAGGCGGUGCGAUUCUUGGUAUCCUGGACGUUACUCGUGAUGCUUGGAUACAUAGAGAGGAUUGGAUAAAAAAUGGAGUUCACCCAGGGAGUGGAAGGAAAUACAAGGACUCCUUUUAUCUUCAGGCACAAGCGAUGUGCUAUCUCAAUUCAUAACAGCAGUUACAAUACACGGUUAAGCUGCUGUUUACUAAUAUGAAAUCAUAAAUCAUCAACGAAGAAUGUCAAGGAUCCCUUGCAUGUAUCUGAGAAGUUUGCUGGUGAGAAUGGACUUUGUAUGGGAAGAGUGAUAUCAUGAAAGUGAGUUUGGUCUCAUGAAUCAACUUUCUCCAAACAUGUAAAUUUUGAUAAUCGUUAGAUACAUUCACAGAAUCCUUUGUACGGGAUGAGUCUGUUAUCUUAUCCGCUUUUAGGAUUUGACAGCUUAUUUAUUUAUUACUGAUUCCUUUUGUUGGAUCAAUUAAGCAAAUUUCAGAAAUAGCUACUUGCAUUUUGACUCUGCAAA